Hypoxylon trugodes is the source of this 1886-nucleotide messenger RNA. RefSeq lists its product as uncharacterized. The coding region runs from base 332 to 1675 and encodes 447 amino acids. NCBI's taxonomy places the organism in Eukaryota, Fungi, Ascomycota, Sordariomycetes, Xylariales, Hypoxylaceae. The transcript has a single exon. The record is from RefSeq and is a predicted model, not a curated record.
GCCAUUAAGCUCUUUAACUUCCAUCCAAGCUAACUGAAGAAAUUAAUUCAAUUCAUCAAGCUCUAAGUACGCUACAAAUAAACCGUGACAUUAGUAACAAACAAGUAUCUCACUCAUAAUCGUGUCAUAUGUGUAACGAAGACAUUAAGCUCACUACAACCCCGCUCUUCGUACUAUUCGUCUACAUAUUUCCACUUCCCAUCUUCAAAAAUUAGCUCGCAAGCAUAGCCCAGCAUAGCCUCAGUUCAUUAUCUUCAGAGACCUCAACACUCCCAUCGAUUUUUACUUUUAACAUAUCCAUCAAUUCUCAUUGCCCGAGUAUGAUCUAAAUAUGACCACCGAUUCGCGUUCCCUGCGCGACUACGUCGAAGAACCAGAUGAACUUUUCCAACUUCCCGAUAAGGAGUUCUUCCCACUUAUCUAUGAUGAAUUCAAGCCCGAGGUAGAUCGGCUCAAGCGUGCCUACUCCGUCGGUGGCAAUGACAGUAAGCCAUCGGCCGUAUCACCCUCAGUGAUACUAUACGGAGAAGAGUAUGAUGAGGUCAAUCGUACCCUCGUUGGACUGCUAGCAUUGAGAUGGGUUCAUAACAAUCAAUACGAUAUACUAGUUUCGAACCAAGCCGAGGCCCUACGACUUUCUCGUGAGUCGUUUGAUUGGAUACAUAACUUCUACAGGGAGUCAAUCAAGACCUCGGAAGAAUUGUACUUUAUCAUUACUUCCAUAAUAGUAAAUGAUAUAGGAAAAGAUGACCAACUUGCGAUUGACUAUCAAACGGCAACUGGAGAAGAUAUUAGCCAUUUAAAUCACGACAUGAUUCUUUUGAAAGCUGCUAGAGGAGGCCUGCUAGGCUGUCUGGAGCGCCUGUCCGAAGCAGAUCGAUCUGAUAUGAUAUACGGCAUGGAAUUGGGGGCCGAAUUCAACUUUGGGCAAUUGGCUCAGGCAGAAAAUGUGCCUGCUUGCUUGGCCAACUUUGAAAAAAUGAGGGACCAUGCCCGCAGCUUUCGGCUACGCUUCCUCGAACAAAUGCUAGACAUUGCGGGCGCCGCCGGCCACCUUGAUUGGACUUGCGCAAAAAAGCUGACUCAAUCGAAUUUUGAUGCCUACUCUACAGUAUACGAAGUCGGAAUAGGCAUAAUAUCGGAUGGCUUGACUUUACGCGAGGGUUACGAUCUAGUCCUGACGCGUCGCCUCGAGCUACUUCAAGAAAAAGGGUUCCGGAAGUUGGAUCUGGAAGUCGAAGAUGAUCGGGCUCUUGCACGACUCUUAUGCAUGACCAGUGCUGCAGACCCUGCGACCGCUGAAUUAUACGACCGAGCGUGGACGACUCUUGAAGACGAUGUGAGGCAGUCAUUACGCGAAUCCCUCAAUAUUGACGGAUCUGUCGAAACCCCAGCCGUACAGGUCACAUACAUUCCGGCCCUCAUCACUCAAGCAGUUGAUGCCAGUGGCCCUGGAACGUCAGAAGCUAAGGAGCGUCGGCUUCAGAGCGCACUCCGUUACUUAAAUAAAGUAAUGUCUGCUCCCGAAAAACCGGAUGGGCCCGUUAGUGUUAUAGAACGGAAUGUAUUGGCUACUCUCAAAAACGUGGUACAGAAUCCCCAGUUCCGUGAGGACCCUACCACCCUAGAACAAGCCCUAGUACCAGAAAGUCUCGUCGCGAAGAUGGAAUCAUGAACGGCAACCUGGGUUAGAAAUCGACUCUCAUCGGUGCGUUACAGAGCAGACGAUUCACCCCAGUAUAUUUCCUUGCUUUGCUAAUUGGUACGACAUACGAUUGGAUUUACUGCAUUAUGCAUCACUAUAGCGAUUAUUUAUAAAUUCAUGUAUUAUUUCUCUCUGCGCGACCGUCUUUUUACAAAUUACCCUGAAGAAGUAUCACCCCACC